This is a messenger RNA of Chroicocephalus ridibundus (black-headed gull), 2786 nucleotides long. RefSeq names its product E3 ubiquitin-protein ligase RNF182-like. The transcript has 2 exons. NCBI's taxonomy places the organism in Eukaryota, Metazoa, Chordata, Aves, Charadriiformes, Laridae. The record is from RefSeq and is a predicted model, not a curated record. Bases 544 to 1269 code for a protein of 241 amino acids.
GACCCUCAGGAUCCCGCUCUGCAGCCGCCCUCUCCCCAGGGCUGGGGGCUGCAUGUCCCCAGGGGCCACUGCCUGCAGCCUCCAGGCAGGGAAGGAGCAUCCUCAGGGCCGCCUGUGAGCGAGGGGGCAGCAGGGCUGCAGGGAGCCGCACCGGCAUCCCCCUAAAACCGACCCGCUGCAGCCCGGCAGGGGUCAGGGGGACCUGGCUGUGCCCUGCGGCGUGGGUGGGCCUGACCCACCGUCACCCUCCGCACGGCGACGGCACCGGCACCGGCACCGGCACCGGCCGAGCAUCCGCCUCCCGCUCCGCGUUGCCAGGCCAACGCCGCGGAGGAUGCUGCCAGCCCCUGCGCCGGGGCUGCCUCCGCAGCGUGGCGGGCAGCCUGCCCCACGCCUCGUCCAUGGGGGGCACGCCGCCGCCGGCACCCCGCCUGCCUCCCCGGACAGGGCCGCAGGGCUGGGGACCGACCCACGGCUGCUUCCCACUCGGGAGCACCGGCACAGACCGCAGCCCAGACAGCCCCUGGCCAGCCCUCGGGCGGCAUGGCCCACCAGGACGGCGGGCGGGGGCUGCAGCCACCCGUACACGUAGCCCCCGAGCUGGAGUGCAAGAUCUGCUACAGCCGCUACGACGCCCGCGCCCGCAGGCCCAAGCUGCUGCGCUGCGGCCAUCGCCUCUGCGCCAAGUGCCUGCGCAAGAUGGUGGCGCUGGGGAACGCAUCGCCCCGCCAGCUCCGCUGCCCCUUCUGCCGCCAGCACAGCCCGGUGCCCGGUGGGGACGUGCAGCAGCUGCAGGACGACGGCGAGGCGCUGGCGCUGCUGACAGGCCAUGAGCGGGCCAAGAAGCAGGGUGUCCCCCGGUCCCCCGAGGUUCUCCUCUGCCCCAGCGUACUGGAGCCCACGGCCGGCCCCGACUGCCUGGUCGUCACCAUCCUGGAGGUGCCGGAGGACGUGGCCCCGCCGGAGGGCCUGGGAGGGCUGGAGGUGGUGCGGCUGUACCGCCCCGCCAGCCUGGGCACGCUGCCCUGCCACGGCCCCGGGCAGAAGUGCCGCUCCUGGGGGUGGCGAGCCGUCCCCCGCUUCAUCCUGGGCGUCCUCUGCCUCCUCUACUUCAGCUCCCUGCCCUUCGGCAUCUACCUCCUGCUCAUCGAGCACCACAGCCUGGGCAUCGUCCUGGUCAGCCUCGUGCCCUCCACCCUCCUCCUCUGCAUCGUCUACAGCCUCUGCCAGUGUCUGUGCCGAGAGGUCUUCGGGUUCCCCCACUCCUGACCCUGCACGGCUGAGCCCUGUGCCUGCGCUGGGAAGGCUUUGGGCACCUUGGAGCGUUGUUCCUUGUGGGUACGGGUGUUCCCCGAACCACGGCUGACCCACAGCGCGGAGGUCUACCACCUGGACCACUGGGAGAUGCUCAGCGCCUGUUGCCUGGGGGAUGAAGGGAUGGCGAGCAGCCCUGCCGAGGAGGGCUCAGGGGUGCUGCUGGAUGGAAAGCUGGAUGUGGGCCAACGAUGUGCGCUCACGGCCCAGAAAGCCAACCCCAUCCUGGGCUGCCUCAAAAGCAGCGUGGCCAGCAGGGUGAGGGAGGCGAUGCUGCCCCUCUGCUCCGCUCUGGGGAGACCCCACCUGGAGUAUCGCAUCCAGCUCUGGGGCCCCUGGCACAGAAAAGACAUGGACCUGUUGGAGCGAGUCCAGAGGAGGCCACAAAAAUGAUGAGCGGGCUGGAGCACCUCUGCUGUGAGGACAGGCUGGGAGAGACGGGGAAGAGCCUGGAGAAGAGAAGGCUCCAGGGAGACCUUAUUGCGGCCUUUCAAUACUUAUCGGGGGCUUAUGAGAAAGAUGGGGACAAAUAUUUGAACAGGGCCUGUCACAACAGGACAAGGUUUUAAGCUAAAAGAGGGUACAUUUAGACUAGAUAUAAGGAAGACAUUUUCUACAAUGAGGGUAGUGAAACGCUGGCCCAGGUUGCUCAGGGAGGUGGUAGAUGCCCCAUCCCUGGAAACGUUCCAGGUCAGGUCAGACAGGGCUCUGAGCAACCUGGUCUGGUUGCAGGUGUCCCGGCUCAUGGCAGGGGGGGUCGGACUAGAUGACCUUUAAAGGUCCCUUCCCACCCAAACCGUUCUAUGAUUCUACAAUUCCCUUGCAGAACAGUGCAGGCUUUGCCGAGGGGGAGCCCAGGCUGGAGCGGCUGCGGGAGCUCCUUGCAGCCUACGAGCAAUUCAGGCCGGACUCUUGGUUCCUUCUCCUCCUCCUCCUCCUCCUCUACCGCAGACAGAGCAGGAGCUGUGCCGAGAGCACAGCAGCAGCCAGGAGACUGAUCCCAGUUGGGGAAUCGCGAGUGCUUGGAGCCUGGCAGGGCCCCGGCAGCUGGCCACAACCCAGCGCCGGCAGGAGGAGGACGGGCAGAGCCCGGGGGCUCCUGCGGCCGGACUGGCACCAGCACGGCUCCGUGUCCAUAGUGUAAAUAGUUCUGUCCGUGGCGCCCGUGCUCCUCGCAGGGCUGCUCCCAUCGCAUCCGUGUUUCUUUCCCACAUGUGUGAGUCCCGUGUUCGCCGACGCUGUGUACCGUAGAGGGGAGGAGCGGAGAAGAGGAGUUUCUUUGUGUGUAAAGACGUCUUUGCAGCUGUUUUGUAGUCGUUGUGGUUUUCAUGCGGAGCCUCCGGGCUUUAUUUAACCUCCUUGGGUUUUGUUUUGUAAGGAUUAAUUUAACACCGCUAACCAUUUUAUUACUUUUAUCAAGAAGAGCAAAGUCUAUUUUUGAUUUCUGUUUCCUAGUUCUCAGGCACAUUAAA